UCUUUUUCUAUAUCAACAAACUCCAAAUUCAUAAACUCUUCUACCUAUAUAUAUGCUUAUUAAUCUUUGUGCUACCAUUUAUCUUAUCAUCUUCAAUUUGUUUUGUAUACAAAAACAUCACAUAUAUAUAAGAAAAUAAAUGGGGUUGUUUACACUAUGCAGUACUACCUUGGUUGGUUUUAUUAUGGUGGUUUUGUUACCAGCAUUUUGUACCUCUCAGUUUACUGACUCUAGAGCUACCUAUUAUGGUAGCCCUGACUGCUAUGGCACUCCAAGGGGAGCUUGUGGGUUUGGUGAAUAUGGAAGAACUGUUAAUGAUGGUUACGUCUCCGGAGUUUCUUAUAAGCUCUUUAUGAAUGGAUCCGGCUGUGGUGCAUGUUAUCAGGUUAGGUGCAAAAAUCCUCAGUAUUGUAACUCAGAUGGAGUAAACGUAGUGGUGACUGACCAUGGUGAAGGAGACAGAACUGAUUUCAUCAUGAGCCCAAGAGCCUACUCAAAAUUGGCAAUUGUUCCAAGUGCAGCAAAAGAGUUGUUUGCAUGUGGUGUGGUUGAAGUUGAAUACAGAAGAAUCUCUUGCCAAUACUCUGGUUACAAUGUUAUGUACAAAGUCCAUGAGCACAGCAACUACCCUCACUACUUGGCUUUGGUUGUUAUCUAUGUAGCUGGCCAAAACGAUGUUACAGCCCUCGAGAUAUGGCGGGAGGAUUGCAAGGAAUGGAUACCUAUGAGGAGAGCUUUUGGGGGAGUUUGGGACAUGGCAAAUCCACCAAGUGGGUCAGUGACAUUAAGGUUCCAAGCAACAGGCAGUGGUGGCUACACUUAUUGGGUUCAAUCAACUAAUGCCAUUCCUCAGGAUUGGAAAGCUGGGGCUGUUUAUGACUCAACCGUUCAGCUCAAUUAAAUGUUAUUAUAACUAAUUAAUUAUAUACUCUCAAUUCACUUCUAUAAAUAUAUAUGUUACUUUUAAAGUUGUGAUGUUGUUGUUUGCUUAGAAUGUAUUAUACUAUUAUUAUUAUUGUAUGCCUCUCGGUUGGCUAUGUAGGUGUUGUUUGUCUUAAUUAUUAGUGCUUUGUUAUUAAUAAAUAAUGGGAAUUUUAAUACUUUAAUUUGGAAUA
Molecule: messenger RNA, 1115 nt
Organism: Cannabis sativa
Lineage: Eukaryota; Viridiplantae; Streptophyta; Magnoliopsida; Rosales; Cannabaceae
Product: expansin-like B1
Exons: 4
Coding region: 140-901 (253 amino acids)
Cellular component (GO): extracellular region
Source: RefSeq, a predicted model, not a curated record